UUUGCUUGGAAGAGAAACGCAGACACCUCAUUCAAAAUGGCCUCUAAUAGCGACUGCGCUGGACGUGGAUCAAAAUGUACAUAAACAACACCGAGCCGUUGCUUUACUCUUCAUUCUUAACGCUACAAGCUUCGGAGGCGCGAUGUCAUGAAUGUGCUGGACUGGCAGAAUCGGCGGGGUACAUAAGAUGAGCGCUUGUUUUGCGGACAGCCCAGUCGAACCGGGGCGCUGCCGCUGCAGCAGGGCUUCAUCUGCCUUUCUGAGCCACCGACAUGGAAAGAGUGGAUGAUGCUGUUGAUGAGCCGGGACUCGCACCGUCCUUCGAUGUCAACGACAACCGGGAGGAGUGCAAACCACGCGUUUGCGGUUCAGACCCCGAAAGAGCACGGGAGGGUUCUGUUUACAGUUCGGCACAUGCGACUCCGGGCGGUGCUGGACUACCCUCUCUCCCCCCGGUGGAGGUGGGGUACAGGGCCGGAGUAUUUAACGGGUUUCCCGGAAAGCUGGAGGUUGAUAUGGUGUGUGUGAAUGGAGAAGGAGGCGAGGGGGGUCGGGUUACAGGGACUUCCGAAGCUGAGAGCUGGAAUAAAUCUGACAGAAACUAUUUAAAUUCACAACCGAGGUCUGCAGUGUCAUUUAUGGGUAUAAACUCGCCAGAUAUGAAGAUGCCUAAUGGAGAUGUUAUCCAUGAACACAUGGAUCUUGAUCAAACUCAUUUGAGGUGUUUGGAUUAUGCAGAAGGAUUCAACAGGAAGGGCACUGCUUUAGACCAAGGUGUGAAAGUGGGUAAUGGGGGGUUGUUGAUUGUGAACAGUUAUGACACCCUGUCUCAAGUCCCCUUUAGAGCAGUGGGUGGCCUUUCUUCUCCAGAAAGCUGUGUCUUUGUUCAUCAAAGUGACAGUGUCCUCUCUACGGGGAGGUCAUGUGAAAGGAUCAGUCGUGCCAGUGCUGAGAGCUCAGAGGAGGCCCAGCCCUGUGACCCGGAUCCCACGGACACCCUGUCAGACCUCAGUGCCAAGCUGUCCUUUUCUCCCCUGGCAGAAAACACCAGCGAUUACACAGAGACCGACCCAAGCCCAGAGGAGGAUUUCAGCGACACAGGCCCUCCUCCCCUCAGGCCCCAGAACCUCCGGACUAACUCUGGUCACACAGUCUCCCUCAGCUGUGAUGCCACUCCUCUGAGCCCCGGGGAUGAUGGGUAUUUUGGAGCAGAGGGCGGUGUGGAUGAAUGUCCCAGUUCUGAGAUAGCAUUCGAGGGCGGUCGGCGGCAGAGCGCUCCAGACCGGGUCGCUGCGGACCCUGAUGCCUCAUAUGACCAGACGCUUGGCACUAAGAGGCACGGCAUUGCUGAGUUCUUGACCAGGAGUUUGUUUUCCUGGAAGCCCAAAGAGUCAAAGGGCGCAGCAUCACACAGUGUUCCAGGAUGGAGGCUGUUUGGGAAAAUUCCACUGCGGGACAACCCUCUGAAGAACUCUAGGACCGUACAACAGGAGUAUGAGUCAGGACCACCCCCUCACCUUCAGCCAAUGAGACGCAAGAAUCUGGAGUUUGAGCCUUUGUCCACAACUGCUCUUAUUCUGGAAGACAGACCUCCGAACCUGCCAGCUAAAUCAGAAGAGGAAUCUCAGAAACACCGGCAGGAAUACAGUGAGAUGGUUGCAGGGGCCAAGAGAAGGGAGAUGAAAGAAGCACAGAAGAAAAAACGUCAAAUGAAGGAGCGAUACCGACAGGAGGAGAACAUCGCCAAUGCCAUGGUGAUCUGGAACAUGGAGGUCCUGCCUAAUUGGGAAAGCAUGCGUAACACACGGCGUGUACGAGACCUCUGGUGGCAGGGCGUCCCGCCCAGCGUCCGCGGGAAGGUCUGGAGCCUCGCCAUCGGAAAUGAGCUCAACAUCACCCCAGAGCUGUAUGAGAUCUUCCUGUCCAGAGCCAAAGAGAAGUGGAGGAGCUUCAGUGAGACUAGUUCAGUCAAUGAAAACGAAGAAUGUGGAGGUUCACUGGCAGACAGAGAGUCGAGUCUGGAUUUAAUCAAGCUGGAUAUUUCCAGAACUUUCCCCUCUCUCUACAUAUUCCAGAAGGGUGGACCAUAUCAUGAUAUAUUGCACAGUUUGUUGGGGGCGUACACUUGUUACAGACCUGAUGUCGGCUAUGUUCAGGGGAUGUCCUUUAUUGCUGCUGUUCUAAUUCUGAAUUUGGAGGAAGCCGAUGCCUUCAUUGCCUUUGCCAACCUUCUUAACAAACCAUGCCAGAUGGCCUUCUUCAGAGUGGACCAUGACCUGAUGCUGAAGUAUUUUGCAGCAUUUGAGGUGUUUUUUGAGGAGAACCUUCCCAAACUAUUCCAGCACUUUCAGAACAACAGCUUGACGCCUGAUUUUUACCUCAUAGACUGGAUCUUCACUCUGUACAGCAAGUCGCUACCGCUGGAUGUGGCAUGUCGUGUUUGGGAUGUGUUUUGCCGAGAUGGAGAGGAGGCGUUAUUCCGAACAGGACUGGGAAUUCUGAGGCUGUACCAGGAUGUUCUACUGCAGAUGGAUUUCAUCCACAGUGCACAGUUCCUUUCCCGGCUGCCUGAAAACACUCCUGCACACACACUCUUCUCCUGCAUCGCAAACACACAGAUGAUCAGUAACAACCGCCGGUGGAACCAGGUCUUUUCUGCUCUGAUUAAAGAUGGACUCAAAGAAACUGACAAAAGCAGCAGCAGCAGCAGCAACAGUCCUGCCUUAAGAAGCUAACAGCUGACUCUCUCCCAGAGGAAGUGAUGAUGUUUCUUAGACUCUGAAGAGAUGCCGGUCAUCACUCUACACUUUGACCUCGGCAGUGUGACCCCAACGUCUCAGGCUCAGCCCCGAUGUGCUGAAUGUCCCGUUUGAAGCAUCUCCUUAAUGGACCUGUGUCCUGUUGAAGGGACAUUUCUUCACUUGCACUCGCAAGCCUGUUUAUGUGUGUGUUUGUGUAAGAAUGAGCCUGAGAAUAAGAGAUAUGUGAGUCAGGAGACUGUAUAAUGUGCCAACUUUGUCAAUGUUACUUUUGUAAUGUUGUGACUAGAAGCAUUUACACACACAAACAUAGAGGUCAAUGCUACAUUAUUUGAACACUCCUUUGGUUGCUGUGAACCAGAGGUAGGCCCUCUGUUAUAUGCACACACACACACUCAAUAUAAACCUGCAGUAGCCUUUCAUUAGCACAUACCAAAUCUGACGUUAAUGUGUUUUUUUCACCAUGUCUCCAUUUAUCUGAAUUAACUGUUUGCUAACAUAUUUGCCACUGACAGAAAGCAUAGAGCCAUUCAACUCUGCGACCAUCCUCCGUAUGUCCCCAAAACACACAGACGUAGAGCCAAAGUUAAUAGAAGAGCAUAGAACAAUCUCAAUAAACAGGUGCUGUAAGAUAUUAUAUUAGCACUCCAGAUUUUGACAAAAUUUGACAAAAUAAUGGGCUAUAUUAAUUUAAAUAAAAGGUUUGAACACACUUGCAUAACACAUGUACACAUAUUAACCAACCAGCAGCAAACAAGAGUUCAGCUUUUAGUUUUUGCACGUUCUACUACACUCCAAAUGAAUGAAACUUUAUAUUUCCCGAUUUUUUUUUUUUCAGUUAUUUAAUGUCUGUUUUAAUUAUUAUUAUUUAAGGAUUAUUUCUCUUGGUUUUUUUCCCUUUUUUUAAUCUUCGUCACUGUUGUACCGUUUUCUUAUGGAAAAGUUUGUGUACAUUCCUGGUGUGAGGGCUCUAAUGUAGAUGUGGAAAAAUCCCAGUAUUGGAGACCUGCUGUCUUCCUGUUUUUUUUUUUUUUCCAUCUUGUAAAAUUGAAUGUUGCUUAGAAGUUUAUUAGAAGGUACAAACCAGACAUGGGGCCAGCAUGCCUUUGAAGAGUGCCAAUUGCAGAUUAUUGGAAAAUGUAUAAUAAAAUUUGCUGCUUGAUGAGA
This is a messenger RNA of Carassius gibelio (silver crucian carp), 3926 nucleotides long. Its product is annotated as TBC1 domain family member 12. The transcript is spliced from 13 exons. Lineage: Eukaryota; Metazoa; Chordata; Actinopteri; Cypriniformes; Cyprinidae. The coding region runs from base 273 to 2735 and encodes 820 amino acids. The record is from RefSeq and is a predicted model, not a curated record.